Molecule: messenger RNA, 3589 nt
Organism: Hordeum vulgare subsp. vulgare (domesticated barley)
Lineage: Eukaryota; Viridiplantae; Streptophyta; Magnoliopsida; Poales; Poaceae
Product: pentatricopeptide repeat-containing protein At4g19440, chloroplastic-like
Exons: 3
Coding region: 307-2745 (812 amino acids)
Molecular function (GO): protein binding
Source: RefSeq, a predicted model, not a curated record
CCUAUCAAUCCCGCCGCCCGCCGCCCGGCCGCCGUGCCCCACGUCCGGUGUGUCGUUCGACCUGCGCCCCUGCCCAUCCGGCGAGCCCCAUGCAGCAGCAGCAGCAGCAGCGAGCACUCCCCUUCCAUCUCCUUCUUGGCUGCUUCCCUUGCUGAUCUGCCACAGACUUUCGCUCCUCCGACCCUUUGAUCCAAUCUUGGUGGAGGGUCGUCCACAUCAGUCCCCUGUCCCCGGACCCAAUCCAUACCUUCCAUUCAAGCUUCUAACCACCCUCCUCAACCGUUCCACGUCGUACAUCCAUCCGCCAUGAAACCACCACCCUGUCCCUCUCUCCUCCUCGCCAUCCGCCGCCGCCACCGCCACCGCCACCGCCAGCUCUCCUCGUCCUCUGCUGACGCCGUGGCCGCAGCCGAGGUUCUGGGGACGCUCGCCAGCGCCCCUUCACCUGACGCGGCGCGCGACCUGGAUUGUCUACUCCGCCGCCUGGGCGACCGCGGUCUGGCAUCCGCCCUCUCAUCCCUUCCCUCCCCUCUCCCUGCGGCGUCCGCCCUCCGGCUCCUUCACCACCUUGUUUCCAACGCUCCCUCCUCCUCCAGCCACGCCCAUGCCCACGACCUCCUGACCCCCCGCGUCUCCGCGCUCCUCCUCCCCUCCCUCGUGGCCGAUCGCUCCACGAUGCCCUCCGCUCGCCGCCUAAUGAAACGCCUCCUACAUCUCCACCCCCUCCACACUGCCGCAGCGGCUGUGGCCGACGCCUCCUCCACUCCCUCAUCGGAUUUACUCGUCAGCACCUUCCUCGCCUCCUCCGCACGCGACUCCCUCAGGGGUGCCACGGACGCCUUCCAUGUGCUCUCCUCCCGGGGCGCUUCCCCCUCCGUUAAGACCUGCAAUAUACUCCUUGAAGCUCUUGCACGCGCUGGCCAGCUUGACGCCGCUCGCAAGGUGUUUGCUGAAAUGCGUGAUCGCCAGAACGUCACUCCGAAUGCAUACUCAUAUACCUCUAUGAUCAAGGUCCUCUGCAGGGCUGGAAAGGUGGAAGACGGUUUGAAGAUACUUGCAGAGCUAGUCCAUGCUGGGCUCCAGCAAUGUGCUGGUGUAGUGCCAUACAAUUUGCUGAUGGAUGGACUUUGCAAGAGUGCAAGAGUAGACGAGGCUUUUCGGUUGAAGGAGAGGAUGGAGGAGAGCAAGGUGACCCCGAGCGUGGUCACCUUUGGCAUUCUGAUCAAUGGUCUUGCAAGAAGUCAGCGUUUUGGGGAGGUUGGUGCAGUGUUGCAGGAAAUGGCUCGGUUAGGAAUCGUCCCAAAUGAGAUUAUUUACAAUGAGCUUAUUGGUUGCCAUUGUAGGAAGGGGCAUUUCUCAGAAGCAAUCAGGUUGUUUGAUGAAAUGCUCUCAAAGAAGAUGAAGUCAACAGCAGUGACUUACAACUUGAUUGCUAGAGCUCUAUGCAAGGAAGGGGAGAUGGAGCGUGCUGAGCAGAUAUUGGAGGAGAUGUUAUUGACUGGGAUGGCAGUUCAUUUUGGUUUGUUCAAUUCGGUGGUUGCAGGGCUUCUCCAAAGGACUGGAAGAUUGAAGUCUGUGGUAAGGCUUCUAAAUGAAAUGAUUAUAAGGGGUAUGCGACCAAAUGAUUCUCUCAUGACAGCUUGUGCGAAGCAGCUUUGCCAGGGCGGAAAACACCAAGAAGCAGUUGGAAUUUGGUUUAAGAUGUUGGAGAAAGGUUUAUCUGUCAAUAUUGCAACUUCCAAUGCAUUGAUUCAUGGGCUUUGUGAGGGGGAGAACAUGGAAGGAGCUACUGAGGUUCUAAGGACCAUGGUUAAUAAGGGGCUUGAACUGGAUAGCAUCACUUAUAACAUAAUGAUUCAAGGUUGCUGCAAAGACAAUAAAAUAGAGGAAGCAAUUAAACUCCGUGAUGACAUGAUCAGAAGAGGGUUUAAGCCUAAUAUUUUCACGUUUAAUACUAUACUACAUGCGUAUUGCAUUUUGGGUAAAAUGGAAGAGGCCAUUCACCUGCUGGAUCAGAUGAAAAUUGAGGGACUUCGGCCAGAUAUAGUGUCAUAUGGCACUAUAAUAGAUGGAUAUUGUAGAAUAAAGGAUAUUCAUAAAGCAAAUGAAUAUUUGACUGAAUUGAUGACCCGUGGAUUAGAACCAAAUGUAGUAAUCUACAAUGCACUUAUUGGUGGUUAUGGUAGAGUUGGUAACAUUUCUGGUGCAAUGGAUGUCCUUAACACUAUGAAGUCUACUGGCAUAAGACCAACUAAGGUAACUUACUGUAGUCUUAUGCACUGGAUGUGCCAUGCUUAUCUUGUUGACGAGGCGAAGACCAUGUUUGAGCAAAGCAGAGAAAACAGCAUUGAGGUGGGAGUAAUUGGCUACACAAUUAUGAUACAUGGUUUUUGCAGAAUAGGAAAAAUGGAUGAAGCUCUGAAUUAUUUUGAGCAAAUGCGGUCCAGGGGUAUACCUCCAAACAAGCUUACUUAUACCACUCUGAUGUAUGCCUAUUGUAAAUCUGGUAAUAACGAAGAAGCCUCCAAGCUUUUUGAUGAGAUGUUGAGCUCAGGAAUUGCUCCUGAUAGCGUUUCUUACAAUACACUAGUUACUGGGUUCUCUCAAGUGGAUCCAUUGGACAAGGCUACAGAACUGCCUGCUGAAAUAUCAAAUGUUUUGACACAGAAUGAUUGUUUGUACAAUGAAUUAGUUAAUAGAAUAACCACUCCUUCGUGCCAGAAAGAAGCUACUUCCAGUGAAUGAUGUGUGAUUAAGGAACCAAAAGGAAGACUGUUUUUCUGAACAGACCCAUCCAAGCAUGAAAGGGAACUAGAGAGAUCACAGAGGCCCUCACCUUGCUAUUGGCUAGAUAGCUUUCUCAUCUAGCAGGAACAUCAACCGAGUCCAUUCAUCUCUUACCUUGGACAGCUACCCAAUGGCAGCAGGUUACGCUUAAAGCUAUCCAACGGUAAUGUAUACUUGCUCACCUUGUGGCAUGUGGGGGUACCCAACAGAAGCACCAGAUUGCCUUGAAGGUUCAUAAUUGCCUAACUUUGGUUGACAAUGACAACACCUUGAGUGCCUCUCAGUGGAUAGAUGAUGACUGAAUGGAAUUAUCUGCUUCAAGUUACAGAAGUUUGCCAUUUUCGUAUGAUCCUAUGAUGCAUGAGUUCAUGAAGCAAGCAAGAAUCUAUCUCAAAAUUUUGUGUUCCAACCUAUAACAAUUCAACAACUGUCGAGUUCUGACUUUGGCUAUCUAGCACGCUGACAACACAAAGAAUAAUGCCUCAGUUGCUGACUUUGAGCACUGUGAAGUAUGUGAAUUUCGUUCUCAUGGAUGACUGCAAAUAUGAGAAAUUUUCAUUUUUUUUACUGAUGUUAUGUGUAUGUGAUCCUUUGAAUACCAGGGUAUUAUAACGUGUGUCCCAAGCACGGUUUACAACCGGAAAGAAAUACAACUCUGUGCCAUGGAUUUACUUAAGAUACUGGUAAAAUAUAGGUGUAGGAAAAAUCCAGCCACCCAAUCAGGGUCGUAGUGUUUAUACUUGUAACCGUCUAGAAAUAAAACCAAGCAUGAUGCUUAAUUACUCACCGGUUUUCUUAACCA